UCAUGGAGCCCCUCGCAGAAAUGUUUAAUGUGAGUCGGGGUAUUAAUCCCUUUUCUGCUAGAUCUGUGCUGUUCAAAACGGUUCGAUCGUUAGCUCUUAGCAAUAUGGAAUACUAUCAGGACGAUAUGAGUAGCUACAAGGAUCGUCUGUACACAGCAUUUUCAAAUAUGCACGAUCAUUUAGAAAAAGUUGAACCGUACAUGGAAAUCUUGCAGGCAAUCGGUGCAAAAUACGAUUUCGACGCGACGACACCGGGAAAUGGAUAUCGCAGCAUCGUUCAAGUUAUAGACGCCUGUGUACUCAAACUACUGAGGAUCUCUAGAGACGUUUGUCUGAAUCGCGAGUCGUUUCUCUUUCUGGCUGGACAUAAAUGUAGGGACGUGGAAGCAUAUACGGACGUGUUGGGAGUGCUUCGGCAGUCACUAAAAUACUUCAUAGAGUUCGACACGUGGUGUGAUGAUGGGCAGCUAUUCCCACAUGAGAAAAACGUUCCGUGGGACAUAUUACGAGAGAUGGAAACUUUCAACCACGCAGCUUUCCACGGCAGAGCCGUGGCAUUUCAAUACUGUGGCUCCCUGUCUAAGCCUCUGCAAGUUGUGUCCGUUGCCAUGGCAUCGUUCAGCGAGGGCUUCUACAAACACGCUAACGGAAACAUGAUGCAGCGAGCGACCACGUCACUGCUUCACAGCGGCAAAUACCUGCUCAACCCUGAAAUGAAAGGACAACAGAUUGUGAACGUUACGAAAAACGCGAGCAUACAGUUCUGCAAGGCAUUCUGGAACAUACCGGAGACGGAUGUGUUUCAUCAACUGCCUCAGUGGAUGACUCCUCAGGCGAGCGUAAAUCGGCUGUUCAGCAUUGAGCCGCAUGGCUUCACGCUUCCUCGCCGUGACGGCUGCGGCAGCUUCGACGUCCCCCCACCGACCGCACACAAGGGACCCGCGCCCGUGCACGUGCGUCUGCUGUCCUACAUACCCAGGAAGGGUCAGUUUGACGCGUCGCUGCCCGGCGUGGAUGCUCCGCAGCCCCUCUACACGACCGAGCGUUCGCGCUGUCUCAUCAUACACUGUCAUGGCGGCGGCUUCGUCGCCCAGUCGUCCAAGUCACACGAGAUCUAUCUGCGCAUGUGGACGAAGGAUCUACAGGUUCCGAUACUCUCCAUCGACUAUUCGCUCGCGCCCGAAUCACCGUUCCCCAGAGCUUUAGAGGAGAUCUUCUUCAUUUACUGUUGGGCUUUGAAAAACUGCCACCUACUGGGAUCGACAGGUGAGCGAAUCUGUGUUGUCGGUGACUCGGCGGGCGGUAACCUGGUCACUGCGCUCACGCUUCGCGCGAUCACGAACGGUGUCAGGGUCCCGGACGGACUGCUCACGAUCUACACGCCAUUUGUCGCCCUCUACACGCCGUCGCCCUCCCGCCUGCUCAGCAUGCUGGACCCACUGCUGCCCCUCGGCAUCCUAGCCAGGUGUCUCGCAGCGUACGCAGGGCUCUCACCGCAGGAGUGUCCCGAGCUUCCCCCCGAGCCGGCCCUCCAGCGAAGCUCCUCCACCAGCAACAUCCGCGAAGACAUCCUCUCCUUCCUCGGCAGCUUCAACCGCUGGACCACCGCGGCGCCUCCGCCGGCGCCCACUGAUGCGGUCCAGCGCUCGCGCAGCACGGUCGACUUCACGGACGAGAUCGCGACGCCCCCUGCCGCCGCGGCACCGACGCCGAAAGUGCGCCGCAUGAGCUGCACGAGCAUCUCCGAACGAGACGACGACGACGACGACGACGACGACGGGGAUUGUGGCGCCCCCGCGGUCACGUUCGGUCUCGACGAUCUCGACGAGACGAUGGAGGAGGACGAGGAUGAGGGAGCGGAGAAGAAGGAGGAGGAGGAGGUCGCGGUGCCGGGGCUUCAGCGGCCGUCGUCGGCAGGGAGGCUGCGCCGGCGCAGUCUGAAGCUCAACGGCAUCAUUCCGACGCACGGUGGCGCCCCCACGCACGGCUGUGCCUCCGCACGCGACAGUGACGGUGGCGCCCCCACUUGCGACAUCACCCCUACGCAUGGCAGCGCCCCCGCACGCGACAGCAAUGAUGGCGCUCCCAACCAGACCGUUCACGCGGGCGUUAAUGGGACGGUGGAGGCGCCACUGCACGUGACGAUUCCGGACGCGGCAGACAAGGAACAGCAGCAGACGACGUACCGUCACACGGCGCAGAGUCCCGUCGUCUCACCGCUCGAGCAGUUCAUUCACCUGAAGAUUGAUCGCAACCCGUUCAUGUCGCCGUUGUUUGCAGACGACAGCUUGCUGCGAGAGAUGCCGCCCACCACCAUCAUGGCGUGUCAUCUGGACCCGCUGCUGGACGACUCGGUGAUGUUUGCGAAGCGUCUGCGCGCGCUGCGCCGCGACGUGCGUCUGCACAUGUUCGAGCAGCUGCCCCAUGGCUUCCUCAACUUCACAGUCGUCAGCAGCGACGCAAAGCAGGCGUCCGAGAUGUGCGCCGCGCGGCUGGGAGAGCUGCUGGGACUGCAGCAGGAGGGACCGUAG
Priapulus caudatus is the source of this 2531-nucleotide messenger RNA. RefSeq names its product hormone-sensitive lipase-like. Gene Ontology annotation, biological process: cholesterol metabolic process; triglyceride catabolic process. Gene Ontology annotation, cellular component: cytosol. Gene Ontology annotation, molecular function: sterol ester esterase activity; triacylglycerol lipase activity. The transcript is spliced from 10 exons. Lineage: Eukaryota; Metazoa; Priapulida; Priapulimorpha; Priapulimorphida; Priapulidae. Bases 3 to 2531 code for a protein of 842 amino acids. The record is from RefSeq and is a predicted model, not a curated record.